This is a messenger RNA of Closterium sp. Naga37s-1, 24192 nucleotides long. Lineage: Eukaryota; Viridiplantae; Streptophyta; Zygnematophyceae; Desmidiales; Closteriaceae. The record is from the annotation of a GenBank genome assembly.
AUGAGAGUAGACUGGAAGCCUAAUCGGCAGCCCGAGUCAGGGGUGGACUGGAAGCCUAAUCGGCAGCCCGAGUCAGGGGUGGACUGGAAGCCUAAUCGGCAGCCCGAGUCAGGGGUGGACUGGAAGCCUAAUCGGCAGCCCGAGUCAGGGGUGGACUGGAAGCCUAAUCGGCAGCCCGAGUCAGGGGUGGACUGGAAGCCUAAUCGGCAGCCCGAGUCAGGGGUGGACUGGAAGCCUAAUCGGCAGCCCGAGUCAGGGGUGGACUGGAAGCCUAAUCGGCAGCCCGAGUCAGGGGUGGACUGGAAGCCUAAUCGGCAGCCCGAGUCAGGGGUGGACUGGAAGCCUAAUCGGCAGCCCGAGUCAGGGGUGGACUGGAAGCCUAAUCGGCAGCCCGAGUCAGGGGUGGACUGGAAGCCUAAUCGGCAGCCCGAGUCAGGGGUGGACUGGAAGCCUAAUCGGCAGCCCGAGUCAGGGGUGGACUGGAAGCCUAAUCGGCAGCCCGAGUCAGGGGUGGACUGGAAGCCUAAUCGGCAGCCCGAGUCAGGGGUGGACUGGAAGCCUAAUCGGCAGCCCGAGUCAGGGGUGGACUGGAAGCCUAAUCGGCAGCCCGAGUCAGGGGUGGACUGGAAGCCUAAUCGGCAGCCCGAGUCAGGGGUGGACUGGAAGCCUAAUCGGCAGCCCGAGUCCGGGGUGGACUGGAAGCCUAAUCGGCAGCCCGAGUCCGGGGUGGACUGGAAGCCUAAUUGGCAGCCCGAGUCCGGGGUGGACUGGAAGCCUAAUCGGCAGCCCGAGUCAGGGGUGGACUGGAAGCCUAAUCGGCAGCCCGAGUCCGGGGUGGACUGGAAGCCUAAUCGGCAGCCCGAGUCCGGGGUGGACUGGAAGCCUAAUCGGCAGCCCGAGUCAGGGGUGGACUGGAAGCCUAAUCGGCAGCCCGAUUCAGGGGUGGACUGGAAGCCUAAUCGGCAGCCCGAGUCAGGGGUGGACUGGAAGCCUAAUCGGCAGCCCGAGUCAGGGGUGGACUGGAAGCCUAAUCGGCAGCCCGAGUCAGGGGUGGACUGGAAGCCUAAUCGGCAGCCCGAGUCAGGGGUGGACUGGAAGCCUAAUCGGCAGCCCGAGUCAGGGGUGGACUGGAAGCCUAAUCGGCAGCCCGAGUCAGGGGUGGACUGGAAGCCUAAUCGGCAGCCCGAGUCAGGGGUGGACUGGAAGCCUAAUCGGCAGCCCGAGUCAGGGGUGGACUGGAAGCCUAAUCGGCAGCCCGAGUCAGGGGUGGACUGGAAGCCUAAUCGGCAGCCCGAGUCAGGGGUGGACUGGAAGCCUAAUCGGCAGCCCGAGUCAGGGGUGGACUGGAAGCCUAAUCGGCAGCCCGAGUCCGGGGUGGACUGGAAGCCUAAUCGGCAGCCCGAGUCCGGGGUGGACUGGAAGCCUAAUCGGCAGCCCGAGUCCGGGGUGGACUGGAAGCCUAAUCGGCAGCCCGAGUCAGGGGUGGACUGGAAGCCUAAUCGGCAGCCCGAGUCCGGGGUGGACUGGAAGCCUAAUCGGCAGCCCGAGUCCGGGGUGGACUGGAAGCCUAAUCGGCAGCCCGAGUCCGGGGUGGACUGGAAGCCUAAUCGGCAGCCCGAGUCCGGGGUGGACUGGAAGCCUAAUCGGCAGCCCGAGUCAGGGGUGGACUGGAAGCCUAAUCGGCAGCCCGAGUCAGGGGUGGACUGGAAGCCUAAUCGGCAGCCCGAGUCAGGGGUGGACUGGAAGCCUAAUCGGCAGCCCGAGUCAGGGGUGGACUGGAAGCCUAAUCGGCAGCCCGAGUCCGGUGUGGACUGGAAGCCUAAUCGGCAGCCCGAGUCAGGGGUGGACUGGAAGCCUAAUCGGCAGCCCGAGUCAGGGGUGGACUGGAAGCCUAAUCGGCAGCCCGAGUCAGGGGUGGACUGGAAGCCUAAUCGGCAGCCCGAGUCAGGGGUGGACUGGAAGCCUAAUCGGCAGCCCGAGUCAGGGGUGGACUGGAAGCCUAAUCGGCAGCCCGAGUCCGGGGUGGACUGGAAGCCUAAUCGGCAGCCCGAGUCCGGGGUGGACUGGAAGCCUAAUCGGCAGCCCGAGUCAGGGGUGGACUGGAAGCCUAAUCGGCAGCCCGAGUCAGGGGUGGACUGGAAGCCUAAUCGGCAGCCCGAGUCCGGGGUGGACUGGAAGCCUAAUCGGCAGCCCGAGUCCGGGGUGGACUGGAAGCCUAAUCGGCAGCCCGAGUCCGGGGUGGACUGGAAGCCUAAUCGGCAGCCCGAGUCCGGGGUGGACUGGAAGCCUAAUCGGCAGCCCGAGUCCGGGGUGGACUGGAAGCCUAAUCGGCAGCCCGAGUCCGGGGUGGACUGGAAGCCUAAUCGGCAGCCCGAGUCAGGGGUGGACUGGAAGCCUAAUCGGCAGCCCGAGUCCGGGGUGGACUGGAAGCCUAAUCGGCAGCCCGAGUCAGGGGUGGACUGGAAGCCUAAUCGGCAGCCCGAGUCAGGGGUGGACUGGAAGCCUAAUCGGCAGCCCGAGUCAGGGGUGGACUGGAAGCCUAAUCGGCAGCCCGAGUCAGGGGUGGACUGGAAGCCUAAUCGGCAGCCCGAGUCAGGGGUGGACUGGAAGCCUAAUCGGCAGCCCGAGUCAGGGGUGGACUGGAAGCCUAAUCGGCAGCCCGAGUCAGGGGUGGACUGGAAGCCUAAUCGGCAGCCCGAGUCAGGGGUGGACUGGAAGCCUAAUCGGCAGCCCGAGUCAGGGGUGGACUGGAAGCCUAAUCGGCAGCCCGAGUCAGGGGUGGACUGGAAGCCUAAUCGGCAGCCCGAGUCAGGGGUGGACUGGAAGCCUAAUCGGCAGCCCGAGUCAGGGGUGGACUGGAAGCCUAAUCGGCAGCCCGAGUCCGGGGUGGACUGGAAGCCUAAUCGGCAGCCCGAGUCAGGGGUGGACUGGAAGCCUAAUCGGCAGCCCGAGUCAGGGGUGGACUGGAAGCCUAAUCGGCAGCCCGAGUCCGGGGUGGACUGGAAGCCUAAUCGGCAGCCCGAGUCAGGGGUGGACUGGAAGCCUAAUCGGCAGCCCGAGUCAGGGGUGGACUGGAAGCCUAAUCGGCAGCCCGAGUCAGGGGUGGACUGGAAGCCUAAUCGGCAGCCCGAGUCAGGGGUGGACUGGAAGCCUAAUCGGCAGCCCGAGUCCGGGGUGGACUGGAAGCCUAAUCGGCAGCCCGAGUCAGGGGUGGACUGGAAGCCUAAUCGGCAGCCCGAGUCAGGGGUGGACUGGAAGCCUAAUCGGCAGCCCGAGUCAGGGGUGGACUGGAAGCCUAAUCGGCAGCCCGAGUCCGGGGUGGACUGGAAGCCUAAUCGGCAGCCCGAGUCCGGGGUGGACUGGAAGCCUAAUCGGCAGCCCGAGUCAGGGGUGGACUGGAAGCCUAAUCGGCAGCCCGAGUCCGGGCCCGAGUCCGGGGUGGACUGGAAGCCUAAUCGGCAGCCCGAGUCCGGGGUGGACUGGAAGCCUAAUCGGCAGCCCGAGUCAGGGGUGGACUGGAAGCCUAAUCGGCAGCCCGAGUCCGGGGUGGACUGGAAGCCUAAUCGGCAGCCCGAGUCCGGGGUGGACUGGAAGCCUAAUCGGCAGCCCGAGUCAGGGGUGGACUGGAAGCCUAAUCGGCAGCCCGAGUCCGGGGUGGACUGGAAGCCUAAUCGGCAGCCCGAGUCAGGGGUGGACUGGAAGCCUAAUCGGCAGCCCGAGUCCGGGGUGGACUGGAAGCCUAAUCGGCAGCCCGAGUCAGGGGUGGACUGGAAGCCUAAUCGGCAGCCCGAGUCCGGGGUGGACUGGAAGCCUAAUCGGCAGCCCGAGUCCGGGGUGGACUGGAAGCCUAAUCGGCAGCCCGAGUCAGGGGUGGACUGGAAGCCUAAUCGGCAGCCCGAGUCCGGGGUGGACUGGAAGCCUAAUCGGCAGCCCGAGUCCGGGGUGGACUGGAAGCCUAAUCGGCAGCCCGAGUCCGGGGUGGACUGGAAGCCUAAUCGGCAGCCCGAGUCCGGGGUGGACUGGAAGCCUAAUCGGCAGCCCGAGUCAGGGGUGGACUGGAAGCCUAAUCGGCAGCCCGAGUCCGGGGUGGACUGGAAGCCUAAUCGGCAGCCCGAGUCCGGGGUGGACUGGAAGCCUAAUCGGCAGCCCGAGUCCGGGGUGGACUGGAAGCCUAAUCGGCAGCCCGAGUCCGGGGUGGACUGGAAGCCUAAUCGGCAGCCCGAGUCAGGGGUGGACUGGAAGCCUAAUCGGCAGCCCGAGUCAGGGGUGGACUGGAAGCCUAAUCGGCAGCCCGAGUCAGGGGUGGACUGGAAGCCUAAUCGGCAGCCCGAGUCAGGGGUGGACUGGAAGCCUAAUCGGCAGCCCGAGUCCGGGGUGGACUGGAAGCCUAAUCGGCAGCCCGAGUCCGGGGUGGACUGGAAGCCUAAUCGGCAGCCCGAGUCAGGGGUGGACUGGAAGCCUAAUCGGCAGCCCGAGUCAGGGGUGGACUGGAAGCCUAAUCGGCAGCCCGAGUCCGGGGUGGACUGGAAGCCUAAUCGGCAGCCCGAGUCCGGGGUGGACUGGAAGCCUAAUCGGCAGCCCGAGUCCGGGGUGGACUGGAAGCCUAAUCGGCAGCCCGAGUCCGGGGUGGACUGGAAGCCUAAUCGGCAGCCCGAGUCCGGGGUGGACUGGAAGCCUAAUCGGCAGCCCGAGUCCGGGGUGGACUGGAAGCCUAAUCGGCAGCCCGAGUCCGGGGUGGACUGGAAGCCUAAUCGGCAGCCCGAGUCAGGGGUGGACUGGAAGCCUAAUCGGCAGCCCGAGUCAGGGGUGGACUGGAAGCCUAAUCGGCAGCCCGAGUCAGGGGUGGACUGGAAGCCUAAUCGGCAGCCCGAGUCAGGGGUGGACUGGAAGCCUAAUCGGCAGCCCGAGUCAGGGGUGGACUGGAAGCCUAAUCGGCAGCCCGAGUCCGGGGUGGACUGGAAGCCUAAUCGGCAGCCCGAGUCAGGGGUGGACUGGAAGCCUAAUCGGCAGCCCGAGUCCGGGGUGGACUGGAAGCCUAAUCGGCAGCCCGAGUCCGGGGUGGACUGGAAGCCUAAUCGGCAGCCCGAGUCAGGGGUGGACUGGAAGCCUAAUCGGCAGCCCGAGUCCGGGGUGGACUGGAAGCCUAAUCGGCAGCCCGAGUCAGGGGUGGACUGGAAGCCUAAUCGGCAGCCCGAGUCAGGGGUGGACUGGAAGCCUAAUCGGCAGCCCGAGUCAGGGGUGGACUGGAAGCCUAAUCGGCAGCCCGAGUCAGGGGUGGACUGGAAGCCUAAUCGGCAGCCCGAGUCAGGGGUGGACUGGAAGCCUAAUCGGCAGCCCGAUUCAGGGGUGGACUGGAAGCCUAAUCGGCAGCCCGAGUCAGGGGUGGACUGGAAGCCUAAUCGGCAGCCCGAGUCCGGGGUGGACUGGAAGCCUAAUCGGCAGCCCGAGUCAGGGGUGGACUGGAAGCCUAAUCGGCAGCCCGAGUCAGGGGUGGACUGGAAGCCUAAUCGGCAGCCCGAGUCAGGGGUGGACUGGAAGCCUAAUCGGCAGCCCGAGUCAGGGGUGGACUGGAAGCCUAAUCGGCAGCCCGAGUCAGGGGUGGACUGGAAGCCUAAUCGGCAGCCCGAGUCAGGGGUGGACUGGAAGCCUAAUCGGCAGCCCGAGUCAGGGGUGGACUGGAAGCCUAAUCGGCAGCCCGAGUCAGGGGUGGACUGGAAGCCUAAUCGGCAGCCCGAGUCAGGGGUGGACUGGAAGCCUAAUCGGCAGCCCGAGUCAGGGGUGGACUGGAAGCCUAAUCGGCAGCCCGAGUCCGGGGUGGACUGGAAGCCUAAUCGGCAGCCCGAGUCCGGGGUGGACUGGAAGCCUAAUCGGCAGCCCGAGUCAGGGGUGGACUGGAAGCCUAAUCGGCAGCCCGAGUCAGGGGUGGACUGGAAGCCUAAUCGGCAGCCCGAGUCAGGGGUGGACUGGAAGCCUAAUCGGCAGCCCGAGUCCGGGGUGGACUGGAAGCCUAAUCGGCAGCCCGAGUCCGGGGUGGACUGGAAGCCUAAUCGGCAGCCCGAGUCAGGGGUGGACUGGAAGCCUAAUCGGCAGCCCGAGUCAGGGGUGGACUGGAAGCCUAAUCGGCAGCCCGAGUCAGGGGUGGACUGGAAGCCUAAUCGGCAGCCCGAGUCAGGGGUGGACUGGAAGCCUAAUCGGCAGCCCGAGUCCGGGGUGGACUGGAAGCCUAAUCGGCAGCCCGAGUCCGGGGUGGACUGGAAGCCUAAUCGGCAGCCCGAGUCCGGGGUGGACUGGAAGCCUAAUCGGCAGCCCGAGUCCGGGGUGGACUGGAAGCCUAAUCGGCAGCCCGAGUCCGGGGUGGACUGGAAGCCUAAUCGGCAGCCCGAGUCAGGGGUGGACUGGAAGCCUAAUCGGCAGCCCGAGUCCGGGGUGGACUGGAAGCCUAAUCGGCAGCCCGAGUCCGGGGUGGACUGGAAGCCUAAUCGGCAGCCCGAGUCCGGGGUGGACUGGAAGCCUAAUCGGCAGCCCGAGUCAGGGGUGGACUGGAAGCCUAAUCGGCAGCCCGAGUCAGGGGUGGACUGGAAGCCUAAUCGGCAGCCCGAGUCAGGGGUGGACUGGAAGCCUAAUCGGCAGCCCGAGUCAGGGGUGGACUGGAAGCCUAAUCGGCAGCCCGAGUCAGGGGUGGACUGGAAGCCUAAUCGGCAGCCCGAGUCAGGGGUGGACUGGAAGCCUAAUCGGCAGCCCGAGUCAGGGGUGGACUGGAAGCCUAAUCGGCAGCCCGAGUCAGGGGUGGACUGGAAGCCUAAUCGGCAGCCCGAGUCAGGGGUGGACUGGAAGCCUAAUCGGCAGCCCGAGUCAGGGGUGGACUGGAAGCCUAAUCGGCAGCCCGAGUCAGGGGUGGACUGGAAGCCUAAUCGGCAGCCCGAGUCAGGGGUGGACUGGAAGCCUAAUCGGCAGCCCGAGUCAGGGGUGGACUGGAAGCCUAAUCGGCAGCCCGAGUCCGGGGUGGACUGGAAGCCUAAUCGGCAGCCCGAGUCAGGGGUGGACUGGAAGCCUAAUCGGCAGCCCGAGUCAGGGGUGGACUGGAAGCCUAAUCGGCAGCCCGAGUCAGGGGUGGACUGGAAGCCUAAUCGGCAGCCCGAGUCCGGGGUGGACUGGAAGCCUAAUCGGCAGCCCGAGUCCGGGGUGGACUGGAAGCCUAAUCGGCAGCCCGAGUCCGGGGUGGACUGGAAGCCUAAUCGGCAGCCCGAGUCAGGGGUGGACUGGAAGCCUAAUCGGCAGCCCGAGUCAGGGGUGGACUGGAAGCCUAAUCGGCAGCCCGAGUCAGGGGUGGACUGGAAGCCUAAUCGGCAGCCCGAGUCAGGGGUGGACUGGAAGCCUAAUCGGCAGCCCGAGUCAGGGGUGGACUGGAAGCCUAAUCGGCAGCCCGAGUCAGGGGUGGACUGGAAGCCUAAUCGGCAGCCCGAGUCAGGGGUGGACUGGAAGCCUAAUCGGCAGCCCGAGUCAGGGGUGGACUGGAAGCCUAAUCGGCAGCCCGAGUCAGGGGUGGACUGGAAGCCUAAUCGGCAGCCCGAGUCAGGGGUGGACUGGAAGCCUAAUCGGCAGCCCGAGUCAGGGGUGGACUGGAAGCCUAAUCGGCAGCCCGAGUCAGGGGUGGACUGGAAGCCUAAUCGGCAGCCCGAGUCAGGGGUGGACUGGAAGCCUAAUCGGCAGCCCGAGUCAGGGGUGGACUGGAAGCCUAAUCGGCAGCCCGAGUCAGGGGUGGACUGGAAGCCUAAUCGGCAGCCCGAGUCAGGGGUGGACUGGAAGCCUAAUCGGCAGCCCGAGUCCGGGGUGGACUGGAAGCCUAAUCGGCAGCCCGAGUCAGGGGUGGACUGGAAGCCUAAUCGGCAGCCCGAGUCAGGGGUGGACUGGAAGCCUAAUCGGCAGCCCGAGUCAGGGGUGGACUGGAAGCCUAAUCGGCAGCCCGAGUCAGGGGUGGACUGGAAGCCUAAUCGGCAGCCCGAGUCAGGGGUGGACUGGAAGCCUAAUCGGCAGCCCGAGUCAGGGGUGGACUGGAAGCCUAAUCGGCAGCCCGAGUCAGGGGUGGACUGGAAGCCUAAUCGGCAGCCCGAGUCAGGGGUGGACUGGAAGCCUAAUCGGCAGCCCGAGUCAGGGGUGGACUGGAAGCCUAAUCGGCAGCCCGAGUCAGGGGUGGACUGGAAGCCUAAUCGGCAGCCCGAGUCAGGGGUGGACUGGAAGCCUAAUCGGCAGCCCGAGUCAGGGGUGGACUGGAAGCCUAAUCGGCAGCCCGAGUCAGGGGUGGACUGGAAGCCUAAUCGGCAGCCCGAGUCAGGGGUGGACUGGAAGCCUAAUCGGCAGCCCGAGUCCGGGGUGGACUGGAAGCCUAAUCGGCAGCCCGAGUCCGGGGUGGACUGGAAGCCUAAUCGGCAGCCCGAGUCAGGGGUGGACUGGAAGCCUAAUCGGCAGCCCGAGUCAGGGGUGGACUGGAAGCCUAAUCGGCAGCCCGAGUCAGGGGUGGACUGGAAGCCUAAUCGGCAGCCCGAGUCCGGGGUGGACUGGAAGCCUAAUCGGCAGCCCGAGUCCGGGGUGGACUGGAAGCCUAAUCGGCAGCCCGAGUCAGGGGUGGACUGGAAGCCUAAUCGGCAGCCCGAGUCAGGGGUGGACUGGAAGCCUAAUCGGCAGCCCGAGUCCGGGGUGGACUGGAAGCCUAAUCGGCAGCCCGAGUCAGGGGUGGACUGGAAGCCUAAUCGGCAGCCCGAGUCAGGGGUGGACUGGAAGCCUAAUCGGCAGCCCGAGUCAGGGGUGGACUGGAAGCCUAAUCGGCAGCCCGAGUCAGGGGUGGACUGGAAGCCUAAUCGGCAGCCCGAGUCCGGGGUGGACUGGAAGCCUAAUCGGCAGCCCGAGUCAGGGGUGGACUGGAAGCCUAAUCGGCAGCCCGAGUCAGGGGUGGACUGGAAGCCUAAUCGGCAGCCCGAGUCCGGGGUGGACUGGAAGCCUAAUCGGCAGCCCGAGUCAGGGGUGGACUGGAAGCCUAAUCGGCAGCCCGAGUCCGGGGUGGACUGGAAGCCUAAUCGGCAGCCCGAGUCAGGGGUGGACUGGAAGCCUAAUCGGCAGCCCGAGUCCGGGGUGGACUGGAAGCCUAAUCGGCAGCCCGAGUCAGGGGUGGACUGGAAGCCUAAUCGGCAGCCCGAGUCCGGGGUGGACUGGAAGCCUAAUCGGCAGCCCGAGUCCGGGGUGGACUGGAAGCCUAAUCGGCAGCCCGAGUCAGGGGUGGACUGGAAGCCUAAUCGGCAGCCCGAGUCAGGGGUGGACUGGAAGCCUAAUCGGCAGCCCGAGUCAGGGGUGGACUGGAAGCCUAAUCGGCAGCCCGAGUCCGGGCCCGAGUCAGGGGUGGACUGGAAGCCUAAUCGGCAGCCCGAGUCAGGGGUGGACUGGAAGCCUAAUCGGCAGCCCGAGUCCGGGGUGGACUGGAAGCCUAAUCGGCAGCCCGAGUCCGGGGUGGACUGGAAGCCUAAUCGGCAGCCCGAGUCAGGGGUGGACUGGAAGCCUAAUCGGCAGCCCGAGUCAGGGGUGGACUGGAAGCCUAAUCGGCAGCCCGAGUCAGGGGUGGACUGGAAGCCUAAUCGGCAGCCCGAGUCAGGGGUGGACUGGAAGCCUAAUCGGCAGCCCGAGUCAGGGGUGGACUGGAAGCCUAAUCGGCAGCCCGAGUCAGGGGUGGACUGGAAGCCUAAUCGGCAGCCCGAGUCAGGGGUGGACUGGAAGCCUAAUCGGCAGCCCGAGUCAGGGGUGGACUGGAAGCCUAAUCGGCAGCCCGAGUCAGGGGUGGACUGGAAGCCUAAUCGGCAGCCCGAGUCCGGGGUGGACUGGAAGCCUAAUCGGCAGCCCGAGUCCGGGGUGGACUGGAAGCCUAAUCGGCAGCCCGAGUCCGGGGUGGACUGGAAGCCUAAUCGGCAGCCCGAGUCAGGGGUGGACUGGAAGCCUAAUCGGCAGCCCGAGUCAGGGGUGGACUGGAAGCCUAAUCGGCAGCCCGAGUCAGGGGUGGACUGGAAGCCUAAUCGGCAGCCCGAGUCAGGGGUGGACUGGAAGCCUAAUCGGCAGCCCGAGUCAGGGGUGGACUGGAAGCCUAAUCGGCAGCCCGAGUCAGGGGUGGACUGGAAGCCUAAUCGGCAGCCCGAGUCAGGGGUGGACUGGAAGCCUAAUCGGCAGCCCGAGUCAGGGGUGGACUGGAAGCCUAAUCGGCAGCCCGAGUCAGGGGUGGACUGGAAGCCUAAUCGGCAGCCCGAGUCAGGGGUGGACUGGAAGCCUAAUCGGCAGCCCGAGUCAGGGGUGGACUGGAAGCCUAAUCGGCAGCCCGAGUCCGGGGUGGACUGGAAGCCUAAUCGGCAGCCCGAGUCAGGGGUGGACUGGAAGCCUAAUCGGCAGCCCGAGUCAGGGGUGGACUGGAAGCCUAAUCGGCAGCCCGAGUCAGGGGUGGACUGGAAGCCUAAUCGGCAGCCCGAGUCCGGGGUGGACUGGAAGCCUAAUCGGCAGCCCGAGUCCGGGGUGGACUGGAAGCCUAAUCGGCAGCCCGAGUCAGGGGUGGACUGGAAGCCUAAUCGGCAGCCCGAGUCAGGGGUGGACUGGAAGCCUAAUCGGCAGCCCGAGUCCGGGGUGGACUGGAAGCCUAAUCGGCAGCCCGAGUCAGGGGUGGACUGGAAGCCUAAUCGGCAGCCCGAGUCAGGGGUGGACUGGAAGCCUAAUCGGCAGCCCGAGUCAGGGGUGGACUGGAAGCCUAAUCGGCAGCCCGAGUCAGGGGUGGACUGGAAGCCUAAUCGGCAGCCCGAGUCAGGGGUGGACUGGAAGCCUAAUCGGCAGCCCGAGUCAGGGGUGGACUGGAAGCCUAAUCGGCAGCCCGAGUCAGGGGUGGACUGGAAGCCUAAUCGGCAGCCCGAGUCAGGGGUGGACUGGAAGCCUAAUCGGCAGCCCGAGUCCGGGGUGGACUGGAAGCCUAAUCGGCAGCCCGAGUCCGGGGUGGACUGGAAGCCUAAUCGGCAGCCCGAGUCCGGGGUGGACUGGAAGCCUAAUCGGCAGCCCGAGUCCGGGGUGGACUGGAAGCCUAAUCGGCAGCCCGAGUCAGGGGUGGACUGGAAGCCUAAUCGGCAGCCCGAGUCCGGGGUGGACUGGAAGCCUAAUCGGCAGCCCGAGUCCGGGGUGGACUGGAAGCCUAAUCGGCAGCCCGAGUCCGGGGUGGACUGGAAGCCUAAUCGGCAGCCCGAGUCAGGGGUGGACUGGAAGCCUAAUCGGCAGCCCGAGUCAGGGGUGGACUGGAAGCCUAAUCGGCAGCCCGAGUCAGGGGUGGACUGGAAGCCUAAUCGGCAGCCCGAGUCCGGGGUGGACUGGAAGCCUAAUCGGCAGCCCGAGUCCGGGGUGGACUGGAAGCCUAAUCGGCAGCCCGAGUCAGGGGUGGACUGGAAGCCUAAUCGGCAGCCCGAGUCAGGGGUGGACUGGAAGCCUAAUCGGCAGCCCGAGUCCGGGGUGGACUGGAAGCCUAAUCGGCAGCCCGAGUCCGGGGUGGACUGGAAGCCUAAUCGGCAGCCCGAGUCCGGGGUGGACUGGAAGCCUAAUCGGCAGCCCGAGUCCGGGGUGGACUGGAAGCCUAAUCGGCAGCCCGAGUCCGGGGUGGACUGGAAGCCUAAUCGGCAGCCCGAGUCCGGGGUGGACUGGAAGCCUAAUCGGCAGCCCGAGUCCGGGGUGGACUGGAAGCCUAAUCGGCAGCCCGAGUCCGGGGUGGACUGGAAGCCUAAUCGGCAGCCCGAGUCCGGGGUGGACUGGAAGCCUAAUCGGCAGCCCGAGUCCGGGGUGGACUGGAAGCCUAAUCGGCAGCCCGAGUCCGGGGUGGACUGGAAGCCUAAUCGGCAGCCCGAGUCCGGGGUGGACUGGAAGCCUAAUCGGCAGCCCGAGUCCGGGGUGGACUGGAAGCCUAAUCGGCAGCCCGAGUCCGGGGUGGACUGGAAGCCUAAUCGGCAGCCCGAGUCCGGGGUGGACUGGAAGCCUAAUCGGCAGCCCGAGUCCGGGGUGGACUGGAAGCCUAAUCGGCAGCCCGAGUCCGGGGUGGACUGGAAGCCUAAUCGGCAGCCCGAGUCCGGGGUGGACUGGAAGCCUAAUCGGCAGCCCGAGUCAGGGGUGGACUGGAAGCCUAAUCGGCAGCCCGAGUCAGGGGUGGACUGGAAGCCUAAUCGGCAGCCCGAGUCCGGGGUGGACUGGAAGCCUAAUCGGCAGCCCGAGUCCGGGGUGGACUGGAAGCCUAAUCGGCAGCCCGAGUCAGGGGUGGACUGGAAGCCUAAUCGGCAGCCCGAGUCAGGGGUGGACUGGAAGCCUAAUCGGCAGCCCGAGUCAGGGGUGGACUGGAAGCCUAAUCGGCAGCCCGAGUCAGGGGUGGACUGGAAGCCUAAUCGGCAGCCCGAGUCCGGGGUGGACUGGAAGCCUAAUCGGCAGCCCGAGUCCGGGGUGGACUGGAAGCCUAAUCGGCAGCCCGAGUCCGGGGUGGACUGGAAGCCUAAUCGGCAGCCCGAGUCGGGGGUGGACUGGAAGCCUAAUCGGCAGCCCGAGUCAGGGGUGGACUGGAAGCCUAAUCGGCAGCCCGAGUCAGGGGUGGACUGGAAGCCUAAUCGGCAGCCCGAGUCCGGGGUGGACUGGAAGCCUAAUCGGCAGCCCGAGUCCGGGGUGGACUGGAAGCCUAAUCGGCAGCCCGAGUCCGGGGUGGACUGGAAGCCUAAUCGGCAGCCCGAGUCCGGGGUGGACUGGAAGCCUAAUCGGCAGCCCGAGUCCGGGGUGGACUGGAAGCCUAAUCGGCAGCCCGAGUCCGGGGUGGACUGGAAGCCUAAUCGGCAGCCCGAGUCCGGGGUGGACUGGAAGCCUAAUCGGCAGCCCGAGUCCGGGGUGGACUGGAAGCCUAAUCGGCAGCCCGAGUCCGGGGUGGACUGGAAGCCUAAUCGGCAGCCCGAGUCCGGGGUGGACUGGAAGCCUAAUCGGCAGCCCGAGUCCGGGGUGGACUGGAAGCCUAAUCGGCAGCCCGAGUCCGGGGUGGACUGGAAGCCUAAUCGGCAGCCCGAGUCCGGGGUGGACUGGAAGCCUAAUCGGCAGCCCGAGUCCGGGGUGGACUGGAAGCCUAAUCGGCAGCCCGAGUCAGGGGUGGACUGGAAGCCUAAUCGGCAGCCCGAGUCCGGGGUGGACUGGAAGCCUAAUCGGCAGCCCGAGUCCGGGGUGGACUGGAAGCCUAAUCGGCAGCCCGAGUCCGGGGUGGACUGGAAGCCUAAUCGGCAGCCCGAGUCCGGGGUGGACUGGAAGCCUAAUCGGCAGCCCGAGUCCGGGGUGGACUGGAAGCCUAAUCGGCAGCCCGAGUCCGGGGUGGACUGGAAGCCUAAUCGGCAGCCCGAGUCCGGGGUGGACUGGAAGCCUAAUCGGCAGCCCGAGUCCGGGGUGGACUGGAAGCCUAAUCGGCAGCCCGAGUCCGGGGUGGACUGGAAGCCUAAUCGGCAGCCCGAGUCCGGGGUGGACUGGAAGCCUAAUCGGCAGCCCGAGUCCGGGGUGGACUGGAAGCCUAAUCGGCAGCCCGAGUCCGGGGUGGACUGGAAGCCUAAUCGGCAGCCCGAGUCCGGGGUGGACUGGAAGCCUAAUCGGCAGCCCGAGUCCGGGGUGGACUGGAAGCCUAAUCGGCAGCCCGAGUCCGGGGUGGACUGGAAGCCUAAUCGGCAGCCCGAGUCCGGGGUGGACUGGAAGCCUAAUCGGCAGCCCGAGUCCGGGGUGGACUGGAAGCCUAAUCGGCAGCCCGAGUCCGGGGUGGACUGGAAGCCUAAUCGGCAGCCCGAGUCCGGGGUGGACUGGAAGCCUAAUCGGCAGCCCGAGUCCGGGGUGGACUGGAAGCCUAAUCGGCAGCCCGAGUCCGGGGUGGACUGGAAGCCUAAUCGGCAGCCCGAGUCCGGGGUGGACUGGAAGCCUAAUCGGCAGCCCGAGUCCGGGGUGGACUGGAAGCCUAAUCGGCAGCCCGAGUCCGGGGUGGACUGGAAGCCUAAUCGGCAGCCCGAGUCCGGGGUGGACUGGAAGCCUAAUCGGCAGCCCGAGUCCGGGGUGGACUGGAAGCCUAAUCGGCAGCCCGAGUCCGGGGUGGACUGGAAGCCUAAUCGGCAGCCCGAGUCCGGGGUGGACUGGAAGCCUAAUCGGCAGCCCGAGUCCGGGGUGGACUGGAAGCCUAAUCGGCAGCCCGAGUCCGGGGUGGACUGGAAGCCUAAUCGGCAGCCCGAGUCCGGGGUGGACUGGAAGCCUAAUCGGCAGCCCGAGUCCGGGGUGGACUGGAAGCCUAAUCGGCAGCCCGAGUCCGGGGUGGACUGGAAGCCUAAUCGGCAGCCCGAGUCCGGGGUGGACUGGAAGCCUAAUCGGCAGCCCGAGUCCGGGGUGGACUGGAAGCCUAAUCGGCAGCCCGAGUCCGGGGUGGACUGGAAGCCUAAUCGGCAGCCCGAGUCCGGGGUGGACUGGAAGCCUAAUCGGCAGCCCGAGUCCGGGGUGGACUGGAAGCCUAAUCGGCAGCCCGAGUCCGGGGUGGACUGGAAGCCUAAUCGGCAGCCCGAGUCCGGGGUGGACUGGAAGCCUAAUCGGCAGCCCGAGUCCGGGGUGGACUGGAAGCCUAAUCGGCAGCCCGAGUCCGGGGUGGACUGGAAGCCUAAUCGGCAGCCCGAGUCCGGGGUGGACUGGAAGCCUAAUCGGCAGCCCGAGUCCGGGGUGGACUGGAAGCCUAAUCGGCAGCCCGAGUCCGGGGUGGACUGGAAGCCUAAUCGGCAGCCCGAGUCCGGGGUGGACUGGAAGCCUAAUCGGCAGCCCGAGUCCGGGGUGGACUGGAAGCCUAAUCGGCAGCCCGAGUCCGGGGUGGACUGGAAGCCUAAUCGGCAGCCCGAGUCCGGGGUGGACUGGAAGCCUAAUCGGCAGCCCGAGUCCGGGGUGGACUGGAAGCCUAAUCGGCAGCCCGAGUCCGGGGUGGACUGGAAGCCUAAUCGGCAGCCCGAGUCCGGGGUGGACUGGAAGCCUAAUCGGCAGCCCGAGUCCGGGGUGGACUGGAAGCCUAAUCGGCAGCCCGAGUCCGGGGUGGACUGGAAGCCUAAUCGGCAGCCCGAGUCCGGGGUGGACUGGAAGCCUAAUCGGCAGCCCGAGUCCGGGGUGGACUGGAAGCCUAAUCGGCAGCCCGAGUCCGGGGUGGACUGGAAGCCUAAUCGGCAGCCCGAGUCCGGGGUGGACUGGAAGCCUAAUCGGCAGCCCGAGUCCGGGGUGGACUGGAAGCCUAAUCGGCAGCCCGAGUCCGGGGUGGACUGGAAGCCUAAUCGGCAGCCCGAGUCCGGGGUGGACUGGAAGCCUAAUCGGCAGCCCGAGUCCGGGGUGGACUGGAAGCCUAAUCGGCAGCCCGAGUCCGGGGUGGACUGGAAGCCUAAUCGGCAGCCCGAGUCCGGGGUGGACUGGAAGCCUAAUCGGCAGCCCGAGUCCGGGGUGGACUGGAAGCCUAAUCGGCAGCCCGAGUCCGGGGUGGACUGGAAGCCUAAUCGGCAGCCCGAGUCCGGGGUGGACUGGAAGCCUAAUCGGCAGCCCGAGUCCGGGGUGGACUGGAAGCCUAAUCGGCAGCCCGAGUCCGGGGUGGACUGGAAGCCUAAUCGGCAGCCCGAGUCCGGGGUGGACUGGAAGCCUAAUCGGCAGCCCGAGUCCGGGGUGGACUGGAAGCCUAAUCGGCAGCCCGAGUCCGGGGUGGACUGGAAGCCUAAUCGGCAGCCCGAGUCCGGGGUGGACUGGAAGCCUAAUCGGCAGCCCGAGUCCGGGGUGGACUGGAAGCCUAAUCGGCAGCCCGAGUCCGGGGUGGACUGGAAGCCUAAUCGGCAGCCCGAGUCCGGGGUGGACUGGAAGCCUAAUCGGCAGCCCGAGUCCGGGGUGGACUGGAAGCCUAAUCGGCAGCCCGAGUCCGGGGUGGACUGGAAGCCUAAUCGGCAGCCCGAGUCCGGGGUGGACUGGAAGCCUAAUCGGCAGCCCGAGUCCGGGGUGGACUGGAAGCCUAAUCGGCAGCCCGAGUCCGGGGUGGACUGGAAGCCUAAUCGGCAGCCCGAGUCCGGGGUGGACUGGAAGCCUAAUCGGCAGCCCGAGUCCGGGGUGGACUGGAAGCCUAAUCGGCAGCCCGAGUCCGGGGUGGACUGGAAGCCUAAUCGGCAGCCCGAGUCCGGGGUGGACUGGAAGCCUAAUCGGCAGCCCGAGUCCGGGGUGGACUGGAAGCCUAAUCGGCAGCCCGAGUCCGGGGUGGACUGGAAGCCUAAUCGGCAGCCCGAGUCCGGGGUGGACUGGAAGCCUAAUCGGCAGCCCGAGUCCGGGGUGGACUGGAAGCCUAAUCGGCAGCCCGAGUCCGGGGUGGACUGGAAGCCUAAUCGGCAGCCCGAGUCAGGGGUGGACUGGAAGCCUAAUCGGCAGCCCGAGUCCGGGGUGGACUGGAAGCCUAAUCGGCAGCCCGAGUCAGGGGUGGACUGGAAGCCUAAUCGGCAGCCCGAGUCCGGGGUGGACUGGAAGCCUAAUCGGCAGCCCGAGUCCGGGGUGGACUGGAAGCCUAAUCGGCAGCCCGAGUCCGGGGUGGACUGGAAGCCUAAUCGGCAGCCCGAGUCCGGGGUGGACUGGAAGCCUAAUCGGCAGCCCGAGUCCGGGCCCGAGUCCGGGGUGGACUGGAAGCCUAAUCGGCAGCCCGAGUCCGGGGUGGACUGGAAGCCUAAUCGGCAGCCCGAGUCCGGGGUGGACUGGAAGCCUAAUCGGCAGCCCGAGUCAGGGGUGGACUGGAAGCCUAAUCGGCAGCCCGAGUCCGGGGUGGACUGGAAGCCUAAUCGGCAGCCCGAGUCCGGGGUGGACUGGAAGCCUAAUCGGCAGCCCGAGUCCGGGGUGGACUGGAAGCCUAAUCGGCAGCCCGAGUCCGGGGUGGACUGGAAGCCUAAUCGGCAGCCCGAGUCCGGGGUGGACUGGAAGCCUAAUCGGCAGCCCGAGUCCGGGGUGGACUGGAAGCCUAAUCGGCAGCCCGAGUCCGGGGUGGACUGGAAGCCUAAUCGGCAGCCCGAGUCAGGGGUGGACUGGAAGCCUAAUCGGCAGCCCGAGUCAGGGGUGGACUGGAAGCCUAAUCGGCAGCCCGAGUCAGGGGUGGACUGGAAGCCUAAUCGGCAGCCCGAGUCAGGGGUGGACUGGAAGCCUAAUCGGCAGCCCGAGUCCGGGGUGGACUGGAAGCCUAAUCGGCAGCCCGAGUCAGGGGUGGACUGGAAGCCUAAUCGGCAGCCCGAGUCCGGGGUGGACUGGAAGCCUAAUCGGCAGCCCGAGUCAGGGGUGGACUGGAAGCCUAAUCGGCAGCCCGAGUCCGGGGUGGACUGGAAGCCUAAUCGGCAGCCCGAGUCCGGGGUGGACUGGAAGCCUAAUCGGCAGCCCGAGUCCGGGGUGGACUGGAAGCCUAAUCGGCAGCCCGAGUCAGGGGUGGACUGGAAGCCUAAUCGGCAGCCCGAGUCCGGGGUGGACUGGAAGCCUAAUCGGCAGCCCGAGUCCGGGGUGGACUGGAAGCCUAAUCGGCAGCCCGAGUCCGGGGUGGACUGGAAGCCUAAUCGGCAGCCCGAGUCCGGGGUGGACUGGAAGCCUAAUCGGCAGCCCGAGUCCGGGGUGGACUGGAAGCCUAAUCGGCAGCCCGAGUCCGGGGUGGACUGGAAGCCUAAUCGGCAGCCCGAGUCCGGGGUGGACUGGAAGCCUAAUCGGCAGCCCGAGUCAGGGGUGGACUGGAAGCCUAAUCGGCAGCCCGAGUCAGGGGUGGACUGGAAGCCUAAUCGGCAGCCCGAGUCCGGGGUGGACUGGAAGCCUAAUCGGCAGCCCGAGUCCGGGGUGGACUGGAAGCCUAAUCGGCAGCCCGAGUCAGGGGUGGACUGGAAGCCUAAUCGGCAGCCCGAGUCAGGGGUGGACUGGAAGCCUAAUCGGCAGCCCGAGUCAGGGGUGGACUGGAAGCCUAAUCGGCAGCCCGAGUCCGGGGUGGACUGGAAGCCUAAUCGGCAGCCCGAGUCCGGGGUGGACUGGAAGCCUAAUCGGCAGCCCGAGUCAGGGGUGGACUGGAAGCCUAAUCGGCAGCCCGAGUCCGGGGUGGACUGGAAGCCUAAUCGGCAGCCCGAGUCCGGGGUGGACUGGAAGCCUAAUCGGCAGCCCGAGUCCGGGGUGGACUGGAAGCCUAAUCGGCAGCCCGAGUCCGGGGUGGACUGGAAGCCUAAUCGGCAGCCCGAGUCCGGGGUGGACUGGAAGCCUAAUCGGCAGCCCGAGUCAGGGGUGGACUGGAAGCCUAAUCGGCAGCCCGAGUCCGGGGUGGACUGGAAGCCUAAUCGGCAGCCCGAGUCCGGGGUGGACUGGAAGCCUAAUCGGCAGCCCGAGUCAGGGGUGGACUGGAAGCCUAAUCGGCAGCCCGAGUCCGGGGUGGACUGGAAGCCUAAUCGGCAGCCCGAGUCAGGGGUGGACUGGAAGCCUAAUCGGCAGCCCGAGUCCGGGGUGGACUGGAAGCCUAAUCGGCAGCCCGAGUCAGGGGUGGACUGGAAGCCUAAUCGGCAGCCCGAGUCAGGGGUGGACUGGAAGCCUAAUCGGCAGCCCGAGUCAGGGGUGGACUGGAAGCCUAAUCGGCAGCCCGAGUCAGGGGUGGACUGGAAGCCUAAUCGGCAGCCCGAGUCAGGGGUGGACUGGAAGCCUAAUCGGCAGCCCGAGUCAGGGGUGGACUGGAAGCCUAAUCGGCAGCCCGAGUCCGGGGUGGACUGGAAGCCUAAUCGGCAGCCCGAGUCCGGGGUGGACUGGAAGCCUAAUCGGCAGCCCGAGUCAGGGGUGGACUGGAAGCCUAAUCGGCAGCCCGAGUCAGGGGUGGACUGGAAGCCUAAUCGGCAGCCCGAGUCAGGGGUGGACUGGAAGCCUAAUCGGCAGCCCGAGUCAGGGGUGGACUGGAAGCCUAAUCGGCAGCCCGAGUCAGGGGUGGACUGGAAGCCUAAUCGGCAGCCCGAGUCCGGGGUGGACUGGAAGCCUAAUCGGCAGCCCGAGUCCGGGGUGGACUGGAAGCCUAAUCGGCAGCCCGAGUCCGGGGUGGACUGGAAGCCUAAUCGGCAGCCCGAGUCCGGGGUGGACUGGAAGCCUAAUCGGCAGCCCGAGUCAGGGGUGGACUGGAAGCCUAAUCGGCAGCCCGAGUCCGGGGUGGACUGGAAGCCUAAUCGGCAGCCCGAGUCCGGGGUGGACUGGAAGCCUAAUCGGCAGCCCGAGUCCGGGGUGGACUGGAAGCCUAAUCGGCAGCCCGAGUCAGGGGUGGACUGGAAGCCUAAUCGGCAGCCCGAGUCAGGGGUGGACUGGAAGCCUAAUCGGCAGCCCGAGUCAGGGGUGGACUGGAAGCCUAAUCGGCAGCCCGAGUCAGGGGUGGACUGGAAGCCUAAUCGGCAGCCCGAGUCAGGGGUGGACUGGAAGCCUAAUCGGCAGCCCGAGUCAGGGGUGGACUGGAAGCCUAAUCGGCAGCCCGAGUCAGGGGUGGACUGGAAGCCUAAUCGGCAGCCCGAGUCAGGGGUGGACUGGAAGCCUAAUCGGCAGCCCGAGUCAGGGGUGGACUGGAAGCCUAAUCGGCAGCCCGAGUCAGGGGUGGACUGGAAGCCUAAUCGGCAGCCCGAGUCAGGGGUGGACUGGAAGCCUAAUCGGCAGCCCGAGUCAGGGGUGGACUGGAAGCCUAAUCGGCAGCCCGAGUCAGGGGUGGACUGGAAGCCUAAUCGGCAGCCCGAGUCAGGGGUGGACUGGAAGCCUAAUCGGCAGCCCGAGUCAGGGGUGGACUGGAAGCCUAAUCGGCAGCCCGAGUCAGGGGUGGACUGGAAGCCUAAUCGGCAGCCCGAGUCAGGGGUGGACUGGAAGCCUAAUCGGCAGCCCGAGUCAGGGGUGGACUGGAAGCCUAAUCGGCAGCCCGAGUCAGGGGUGGACUGGAAGCCUAAUCGGCAGCCCGAGUCAGGGGUGGACUGGAAGCCUAAUCGGCAGCCCGAGUCAGGGGUGGACUGGAAGCCUAAUCGGCAGCCCGAGUCAGGGGUGGACUGGAAGCCUAAUCGGCAGCCCGAGUCAGGGGUGGACUGGAAGCCUAAUCGGCAGCCCGAGUCCGGGGUGGACUGGAAGCCUAAUCGGCAGCCCGAGUCCGGGGUGGACUGGAAGCCUAAUCGGCAGCCCGAGUCAGGGGUGGACUGGAAGCCUAAUCGGCAGCCCGAGUCCGGGGUGGACUGGAAGCCUAAUCGGCAGCCCGAGUCCGGGGUGGACUGGAAGCCUAAUCGGCAGCCCGAGUCCGGGGUGGACUGGAAGCCUAAUCGGCAGCCCGAGUCCGGGGUGGACUGGAAGCCUAAUCGGCAGCCCGAGUCCGGGGUGGACUGGAAGCCUAAUCGGCAGCCCGAGUCAGGGGUGGACUGGAAGCCUAAUCGGCAGCCCGAGUCAGGGGUGGACUGGAAGCCUAAUCGGCAGCCCGAGUCAGGGGUGGACUGGAAGCCUAAUCGGCAGCCCGAGUCAGGGGUGGACUGGAAGCCUAAUCGGCAGCCCGAGUCAGGGGUGGACUGGAAGCCUAAUCGGCAGCCCGAGUCCGGGGUGGACUGGAAGCCUAAUCGGCAGCCCGAGUCCGGGGUGGACUGGAAGCCUAAUCGGCAGCCCGAGUCAGGGGUGGACUGGAAGCCUAAUCGGCAGCCCGAGUCCGGGGUGGACUGGAAGCCUAAUCGGCAGCCCGAGUCCGGGGUGGACUGGAAGCCUAAUCGGCAGCCCGAGUCAGGGGUGGACUGGAAGCCUAAUCGGCAGCCCGAGUCAGGGGUGGACUGGAAGCCUAAUCGGCAGCCCGAGUCAGGGGUGGACUGGAAGCCUAAUCGGCAGCCCGAGUCAGGGGUGGACUGGAAGCCUAAUCGGCAGCCCGAGUCAGGGGUGGACUGGAAGCCUAAUCGGCAGCCCGAGUCAGGGGUGGACUGGAAGCCUAAUCGGCAGCCCGAGUCAGGGGUGGACUGGAAGCCUAAUCGGCAGCCCGAGUCAGGGGUGGACUGGAAGCCUAAUCGGCAGCCCGAGUCCGGGGUGGACUGGAAGCCUAAUCGGCAGCCCGAGUCCGGGGUGGACUGGAAGCCUAAUCGGCAGCCCGAGUCCGGGGUGGACUGGAAGCCUAAUCGGCAGCCCGAGUCAGGGGUGGACUGGAAGCCUAAUCGGCAGCCCGAGUCCGGGGUGGACUGGAAGCCUAAUCGGCAGCCCGAGUCCGGGGUGGACUGGAAGCCUAAUCGGCAGCCCGAGUCCGGGGUGGACUGGAAGCCUAAUCGGCAGCCCGAGUCCGGGGUGGACUGGAAGCCUAAUCGGCAGCCCGAGUCCGGGGUGGACUGGAAGCCUAAUCGGCAGCCCGAGUCCGGGGUGGACUGGAAGCCUAAUCGGCAGCCCGAGUCCGGGGUGGACUGGAAGCCUAAUCGGCAGCCCGAGUCCGGGGUGGACUGGAAGCCUAAUCGGCAGCCCGAGUCCGGGGUGGACUGGAAGCCUAAUCGGCAGCCCGAGUCCGGGGUGGACUGGAAGCCUAAUCGGCAGCCCGAGUCAGGGGUGGACUGGAAGCCUAAUCGGCAGCCCGAGUCAGGGGUGGACUGGAAGCCUAAUCGGCAGCCCGAGUCAGGGGUGGACUGGAAGCCUAAUCGGCAGCCCGAGUCCGGGGUGGACUGGAAGCCUAAUCGGCAGCCCGAGUCCGGGGUGGACUGGAAGCCUAAUCGGCAGCCCGAGUCAGGGGUGGACUGGAAGCCUAAUCGGCAGCCCGAGUCAGGGGUGGACUGGAAGCCUAAUCGGCAGCCCGAGUCAGGGGUGGACUGGAAGCCUAAUCGGCAGCCCGAGUCCGGGGUGGACUGGAAGCCUAAUCGGCAGCCCGAGUCCGGGGUGGACUGGAAGCCUAAUCGGCAGCCCGAGUCAGGGGUGGACUGGAAGCCUAAUCGGCAGCCCGAGUCAGGGGUGGACUGGAAGCCUAAUCGGCAGCCCGAGUCAGGGGUGGACUGGAAGCCUAAUCGGCAGCCCGAGUCCGGGGUGGACUGGAAGCCUAAUCGGCAGCCCGAGUCCGGGCCCGAGUCAGGGGUGGACUGGAAGCCUAAUCGGCAGCCCGAGUCCGGGGUGGACUGGAAGCCUAAUCGGCAGCCCGAGUCAGGGGUGGACUGGAAGCCUAAUCGGCAGCCCGAGUCAGGGGUGGACUGGAAGCCUAAUCGGCAGCCCGAGUCAGGGGUGGACUGGAAGCCUAAUCGGCAGCCCGAGUCAGGGGUGGACUGGAAGCCUAAUCGGCAGCCCGAGUCCGGGGUGGACUGGAAGCCUAAUCGGCAGCCCGAGUCAGGGGUGGACUGGAAGCCUAAUCGGCAGCCCGAGUCAGGGGUGGACUGGAAGCCUAAUCGGCAGCCCGAGUCCGGGGUGGACUGGAAGCCUAAUCGGCAGCCCGAGUCAGGGGUGGACUGGAAGCCUAAUCGGCAGCCCGAGUCCGGGGUGGACUGGAAGCCUAAUCGGCAGCCCGAGUCCGGGGUGGACUGGAAGCCUAAUCGGCAGCCCGAGUCAGGGGUGGACUGGAAGCCUAAUCGGCAGCCCGAGUCAGGGGUGGACUGGAAGCCUAAUCGGCAGCCCGAGUCCGGGGUGGACUGGAAGCCUAAUCGGCAGCCCGAGUCCGGGGUGGACUGGAAGCCUAAUCGGCAGCCCGAGUCAGGGGUGGACUGGAAGCCUAAUCGGCAGCCCGAGUCAGGGGUGGACUGGAAGCCUAAUCGGCAGCCCGAGUCAGGGGUGGACUGGAAGCCUAAUCGGCAGCCCGAGUCCGGGGUGGACUGGAAGCCUAAUCGGCAGCCCGAGUCAGGGGUGGACUGGAAGCCUAAUCGGCAGCCCGAGUCAGGGGUGGACUGGAAGCCUAAUCGGCAGCCCGAGUCAGGGGUGGACUGGAAGCCUAAUCGGCAGCCCGAGUCAGGGGUGGACUGGAAGCCUAAUCGGCAGCCCGAGUCAGGGGUGGACUGGAAGCCUAAUCGGCAGCCCGAGUCAGGGGUGGACUGGAAGCCUAAUCGGCAGCCCGAGUCAGGGGUGGACUGGAAGCCUAAUCGGCAGCCCGAGUCAGGGGUGGACUGGAAGCCUAAUCGGCAGCCCGAGUCAGGGGUGGACUGGAAGCCUAAUCGGCAGCCCGAGUCAGGGGUGGACUGGAAGCCUAAUCGGCAGCCCGAGUCAGGGGUGGACUGGAAGCCUAAUCGGCAGCCCGAGUCAGGGGUGGACUGGAAGCCUAAUCGGCAGCCCGAGUCCGGGGUGGACUGGAAGCCUAAUCGGCAGCCCGAGUCCGGGGUGGACUGGAAGCCUAAUCGGCAGCCCGAGUCCGGGGUGGACUGGAAGCCUAAUCGGCAGCCCGAGUCCGGGGUGGACUGGAAGCCUAAUCGGCAGCCCGAGUCAGGGGUGGACUGGAAGCCUAAUCGGCAGCCCGAGUCCGGGGUGGACUGGAAGCCUAAUCGGCAGCCCGAGUCCGGGGUGGACUGGAAGCCUAAUCGGCAGCCCGAGUCCGGGGUGGACUGGAAGCCUAAUCGGCAGCCCGAGUCAGGGGUGGACUGGAAGCCUAAUCGGCAGCCCGAGUCAGGGGUGGACUGGAAGCCUAAUCGGCAGCCCGAGUCAGGGGUGGACUGGAAGCCUAAUCGGCAGCCCGAGUCAGGGGUGGACUGGAAGCCUAAUCGGCAGCCCGAGUCCGGGGUGGACUGGAAGCCUAAUCGGCAGCCCGAGUCAGGGGUGGACUGGAAGCCUAAUCGGCAGCCCGAGUCAGGGGUGGACUGGAAGCCUAAUCGGCAGCCCGAGUCAGGGGUGGACUGGAAGCCUAAUCGGCAGCCCGAGUCAGGGGUGGACUGGAAGCCUAAUCGGCAGCCCGAGUCCGGGGUGGACUGGAAGCCUAAUCGGCAGCCCGAGUCCGGGGUGGACUGGAAGCCUAAUCGGCAGCCCGAGUCCGGGGUGGACUGGAAGCCUAAUCGGCAGCCCGAGUCCGGGGUGGACUGGAAGCCUAAUCGGCAGCCCGAGUCCGGGGUGGACUGGAAGCCUAAUCGGCAGCCCGAGUCCGGGGUGGACUGGAAGCCUAAUCGGCAGCCCGAGUCCGGGGUGGACUGGAAGCCUAAUCGGCAGCCCCGAGUCCGGGGUGGACUGGAAGCCUAA